AUGACUCAAGCAAAGCACACUCUCGUCCUCAUCCGCCACGGUGAAUCCACGUGGAACAAGGAAAACAGGUUCACAGGAUGGACCGAUGUCCCCCUGUCGCCUGCUGGCGAGCAAGAAGCCGUGGAAGCGGCGAAGGCCCUCAAGGAAAAGGGAUUCACCUUCGAUGUUGCUUACACUUCCGUGCUCCAGCGUGCUGUUGUCACGUGCUGGACUGUCUUGAAGGGUACGGACAUGUGUCAUAUCCCUGUCAAGAGCUCGUGGAGACUGAACGAGCGUCACUAUGGUGCCCUUCAGGGUCUCAACAAGGCGGAGACCGCGGCGAAGCACGGCGAAGAACAAGUCAAGAUCUGGCGUCGGUCGUACGACAUCCCUCCCCCGGCGCUGGAGAAGUCCGACUCCAGGUGGCCUGGCAACGACGCCGUCUACAAGAUGGUCCCGAAAGAAACUCUGCCGCUCACCGAGUGCCUUAAGGACACUGUUGAGAGAGUCCUUCCCUUCUGGUUUGAUCACAUCGCCCCAUCCAUCAUGGAAGGCAAGAAGGUGCUCGUUGCCGCUCAUGGCAACUCCCUUCGUGGGUUAGUGAAGCACCUCGACAAGAUGAGCGAAGAAGCCGUUCUUGAACUGAACAUUCCCACUGGUGUGCCGCUCGUCUACGAGCUCGAUGAAGAUCUGCAGCCUAUCAGACAUUACUAUCUUCUCGAUGAGAAUGAGCUGAAGGCGAAGAUGGAAGCCGUUGCCAACCAAGGAAAGGCCAAGUAA
Molecule: messenger RNA, 759 nt
Organism: Besnoitia besnoiti
Lineage: Eukaryota; Apicomplexa; Conoidasida; Eucoccidiorida; Sarcocystidae
Product: phosphoglycerate mutase PGMII
Exons: 9
Coding region: 1-759 (252 amino acids)
Biological process (GO): glycolytic process
Molecular function (GO): intramolecular phosphotransferase activity
Source: RefSeq, a predicted model, not a curated record